UGAUCGUACGUCAUCGAUCGUAAAGUUUGAGCCGCCUUUCGUGGAACAGAAGACUUCCGCCAGCCAGCUAGGAGUGAUCGUGUACAGAGUGGUACAAAGUGCUACAGAGUGAUCGCGUUACGUACGUGAGUGACAAUGGUUCGACUACUGCCGCUGGUGUUGCUGGGCAGUCUGACUCUGGCAGCCGCCAGUCCUCAGAAAACGGUCACCACGUACCAUGGGAAUCUUUUCCCCGGCCUGGAAACCUCGGCAGUUGGUAGUACCCCGAAAUUGCUGCCAGAAACGGAUACUUCGGAAGAGCGCAUUUUGACCGGUGAUUUCUUCUCCUCGUUCCGAGACACCGCCAGCGGUGACGAUGCAUGCAGCUUUAAUAAGUACGCAUUUGACCACGAUGGUAUGGUGAAGUAUGGCAACCAACUGCCUGCUCUGUCUCAAUUUACGCUCUGCACGUGGAUGCGCUUCAUUAACCACACGGGCGACCAUACGCUCCUGACAUACUCUGUCGACGAAGAACCGCGCGAAAUACAGCUCUGGAUAUCGAACAGCAUGGGAAUGAGCUACAUCAGCCUUGCCGUUCACGGCCAGUCUCUGUUUAGGUUGAACUAUCCUUUCAAAAUGCGAAAGUGGCACCAUGCGUGUGCCUCGUGGAAUGGAAAAACGGGCGAGUGGCAGCUUUGGAUCAAAUCGGAGCGUGUAGGACGCGGAUUCCACAACCGGUUGGUUAAUUAUGAAAUCAAGCCUUACGGAGCACUGUUCUCGGGCGGCCCUUCCAUUACCGGGCCGACCGACGUCGGGCUGCACUUCGAGCUGACGGCCGUGCAGAUGUACAAGAUAGCGCUCAGUGCCGGCAAGGCUCAUCGCGACCAUAAGCAUCACCACGUGCAUCAUUUCGACCACAACGGAGGGGAGGUUACGUCCACCACGGCCCGCCCGCUCAUGACGGUAGCGCCACAACCUACGAACCCCCAACUGGCGAACGGACAAAUUCCGACGCGCGUCAAGAUUAACCUUGCGAACGGCCAGCAAAACAGCGGCAGUCUAGGCAUUCCUAUCAAGGGUCUUCCUUCGCAGCUGGUCGGAGGGUUUAGCCCAUCGGUCGGGCCCGGUGCCACCGUUACGACCAACUUUAUCAACGGCCAGUUCAGUACCGGUGUCCGGUUUCUACAGGAGCAACUGGCAACGACCAAUCUGCUCAGUCAGUUCCCGCAGCCGGGCCCUUCAUCGUUGCCAGCAUCGGUGAAGAGUAACGCUCCCUUCACGUUCCCAGACAGCAGCGGCGACUCGCUGUCAGCUACGCCACACGCUACGAACGGUGGAGCUUACUCGAUCGUCCAGCUUCCCACCGAUCUGGUAGCGCGCAAGAUCUUCAAGCGGCAAACGAGGCCAGCGUCCGUGGCGAAGGAAGCGAAAACCAAACGUGACCUUGUGCAGCUGCAGGACGGCUCACUGGUCGAGGGCUCCGAAUACAUCUUCGACGGGUUGGCCGAGUUUGGGUUGCCCGAGUUCAAAAACAAGCUGGGCCGCGAAACCGACAUCGAGGAUGAGAUUCGCGAGCACGAUAAGGAACCGGCCGAGGAAGAGGUACGAGCGGUGUUGAACAUCUGCUCCAAGUGUGCCCCGGAACCUUUCGCGAAGGCGCUGGUGUUUGCUUGGAAGGAUGCGACGACGGAGCCCGCAGGGGCUCUGCAAGCCAAGGCGUCCUCUCACUGCGGUCAUUUCUAGUGCUCAAGGUCCAGCGAAUGCCUCUUUUCCCGUUCUAGACCAGCGCACACUUAUUUAAAUACCUCAACCUUAUUAGAUUAUUUACGAAAGCCAUAGCCCCCCGUGUGUGUGUAGACAGGUGUAGAGAGUUUAUGUGUACUCAGAAAGGAAGACAAAAGUCGACAAU
Molecule: messenger RNA, 1888 nt
Organism: Anopheles bellator
Lineage: Eukaryota; Metazoa; Arthropoda; Insecta; Diptera; Culicidae
Gene: b6
Exons: 6
Coding region: 136-1722 (528 amino acids)
Source: RefSeq, a predicted model, not a curated record